GCCAAAUUGUCUAUGAUUUCAUCACAUGACCACUUUAUUUUGUUCCCGUGAUCAACUUUAGAAAAUUCAAAAAUAAUUACGCGCAAUGGCCAAAGUGGAAAUUGACAUGCUUGAAAACUCUCUCGAUAGCAGUGGAGAUAACGACCAUAUCCUGGGUUUGGUUGAUGGAGGAGCAUACGAGAGAACUGACUGUGGGAGAUCUCAAAUAAUUGCUGAGCCUAUUUUAGAUGGAACUGAGGAAGAAAACUCAACUUAUUGCUUCAAAGAUAUAUGUGAGUCUGGGGCUGUAGCAUACAAGCUGGUACAAAUACCGGAGGAGGAAUCUUCCACCAAAAUGGCCACACAUUCUCCUACACAUGGGUUAUCCAGUGGAGAGUUCUAUGUAAUAAGUAAUCCAGUGCAAGUGUUUGGAACAACUGCCCCACAAAAGAAAGUCAUAAGGAGGCCACCGCAAAUAGAAAAAACUAUUACUAAAAAGAGAGACGACAAAAGAAGAGCAACCCACAACGAAGUGGAGCGGCGUCGCAGGGACAAGAUCAACAGUUGGAUCGGCAAGCUGGCCGCGCUCAUCCCGCACUCCGGCCUGCCCGACUCCGCCAGCAAGGGCGGCAUCCUCGCCAAGGCCUGCGACCACAUCACCGAGCUCACUGAGAAGCAGAAGAAGUUAGAAAAACUGGAGGUGGAUAACGACAAACUAGUAUUAGAAAUAUUAAGACUAAACAAAGAACUAACCGAGCUGCGGAACGAGAACACCUCAAUGCGACUUCAGUUGGCCGACAACUGCAUAGUCACCAGCCAUCGGCCUAAAGGACAGCGAUCUUAGUUAGAAACACUCUAUAGACAAUUUACACUGAAUACUGAAAUGCUCUUAAUUUAAGGAGGCCUUAAGUUUUAUAGCUCGUUCACACAGGUUGCGUAAGCGUAGACGUAGCGCGCACCAUUACGUUGUAACGUAUAGAACUGUAUGAAACAUGGUACACCACUUGCGUAAAGCAUGGACGUAUGCGUAGCCUGGUGUGUUAGGGGUUUACGCGCGUCACAUGUACGCAAUUGGCGUGAAUCGGCCUUUAUUUGGUGUGUCAUGUAUUGAUAUUUUGUCCGUACAAUAAACAUAAAAAACUAAAUACUGAUGCUCGAUUACGGUAAAAUGACAGCUACAAUGUCAUGACUCAUGAUCGCAAUACCUCUGAUUGGUUGAUGCUCGCUUACUAUUGGCUACAAUGCAUUGCAACAAGAAUAACAUAGAUUCAGCCAAUCACAACAAUUGAAAUUGUUUUACAAAACAAUUUUUCCGCUAUCGACCAGCUGUUGCAUUGACCGUCUAAUGUGUUACUGAAAAAUGCCAAUUACGUUUCCAUACUAAAAUGGCUAUAAUUCGAUUUCAUGUGUGGCGGUUCAAAAUCUAUGGCUAGAGGUUCAAGAAGAACCUGUGGCGCCAUCUAGUUUAUGUAUGUAAUAUGUAACAAUAUUUAAGGUGCUCUCAAAUAUUACGAAGCGUUUCAGUAAUCGGCAAUUAGACAUUAAACUGUGGGACGUGAUGUUCAUGAAACGGUGCUGAGUUAAAGUGUAGGAAACAAGAGAGCGACAAAAUUAUAAUAGAGAUAAGCAGUUUGUAUAGAUUGGUUAUAAAUAAUGUUACUGUACUAUUGUUAAAAUAUUAUGGGCCUGUUCAGACAAUCAAUAAAUGUAUCUGAUCUGUUAGCGACAUUACCUUUGCCUAGAGUUGAAUUUUAAAAAAGAAAAGACAAUUGGGGAAGAUGAGAAAUGGCUAGAAAAGUGGUCAUUAUUGAUUCAAAGCAGAAAAGAUUGGAAUUUAUUAAUAUGUUUUCAAGAUGUUAGUAGUUUAGAAUUAAAGUUAAAUUUUAUCAUUGUAUAGCUAUGGAAUAAAGUCAGUUCUUAUGAGUUGAGGUUAUUUUUAUUAGAUCCAAGGGAUAUUUAUUGAUCGUCUGAACUUUGUCUAUACAGCUUUGAUGGAAAUGCUAAAAUUAUAAACAAAUACAUAUAAGUACAAAUAUCACCAUCAACCUAUGGCUGACCCACUACUGAGCACAGGUCAGAAGGGCUUAGGCCAUAGCCAGUAGCCUACCAGGGUAGCUUAAAGCAAACUGGCAAGUGCAGAUUGGCAAAUUAAACAUCUUUGAGAAUAUUAUUAUGGAAACUCUCAGGUAUAGAGAGAUGGAUCUAUAGAACACACUUUGACUUUGAUUAGACCUAAGUUUCAGGUUAAAACGAAACAGAUUCAUGCCAGCUUUAUACCGCUGUCUCGUUUUAACAGUCUUAAUUCUGAGCAAAGUCAAAGUGUACUCUAUAGAUUUCAACAUCAGGCGUGCAGGUUUUCAAAUCAAAAAUAUAUCAUGUUGCCUAUAUAUUAUGUAUAUUCAGUAUUUCAAUUUUUAAUUUAUGCAAAACCAAACUAAGCAGUUUUUUAACUUUGAAUUGUGAUUUUCGAAAGUGACAUAUUCAAUUAGCAUUUCCGUCAAAAUGAAACUUUUUUUUUACGUAUAACUUAAAACCUUUUUCAUAAUUUGUUGCUGGUUUGAUACCAUCGUGUAUGUGUGUUACUUGAUUUGGUUAGGUAUAAUUGUGUAAUAUAAUUGAUGAGAUUUUAUCUUAUCUGUAUGUUGAAACUUUUUAUUGAAAUAGAAAAAAAAACGUUAUGCAUGUUACAGCUACGACCUUUAGUCAAUAAAUAAAAUUUUACUUUAUCAUACAUAUAAAUCUAAUACAUCAAAAAAGAGGGUUAACGAAUUUACGAAAUAGGAAUAAUGUAUAUAAUAUAGAAGUUGUAACUAUGUUCAUAAAAGGCUGUAUUCACCUCAGGUUUUUGUCGGUGUUUGGCCGACUAGGUUUAAACUCCUAAAAUCAUAAUAUGCUCAACAUUGUGCAACACAAAGCAACUUUCAAAACUAAGGUCCAGACCCUCGAAAUCAAGCGGACAUACACCGACAACAACCUAACAUGAUUUCAGUUGAAACCGGAUUUUUAAAUACGACAGUUUAAAAGUUUAAGCUGUUAAAUAAUAAGUGUAACUAUUUAACAUUUUUAUUUACCUAUACUCAAGUUUAGUCCAAACAAAUUAUACAAUUGGCCUAAUGUGUUCGGCGAGUGUCGGCCAACGUGUAAACGCUGCUUCCGAAUUGCGCCAAUAAUUGUGUAUGAAAACCCAUAAAAGUCAGCCAUCUUUCAGUCAUCCAGCCAUCAGCCAGUGCGCACAAAAACAAGUAGGUAGUCCAAUACAAUUUACGCUCCUUUAAUACGGGCUGUCCUAGUUUAGGGGUCAGGACUCCAUGAAACUCGCAUGUAAAGAUUAAUAAAUUUUCGUUUCAUUUCAUUUCAAUCUGAACACAAGGCGCAUUGUACAAAAACAGAUCUCAGCAGGGCUGGUAUAUUUUAAUCAUUAGUCUAUAAUAUGCGAAAACUACCAUGUUGCAACUUUUUAUUGGACUACUUGCUUAGCGAUUGCUGUGCCGUAGUAGCGAAUCGAAGCAAAUUUACAAAAUUGAAAAAAAAAAUAUCGCGAGGUUUUUCGAAAAUUGUGACGAAUUUGUUUUGAGAAUUCUCGAGUAUUCGCAAGAAUUUUUGCGAGCUUGUGAACUGCUAUGUAAAAUAUUAGAAAGUGGCUUCGAUUUCUUGAUAAUGUAAAAAGUGACCCUGUACACGUUCGCCAAAUGCGUUGGCCGUCGAAGACGUUAAACCAAUGUGAAUCUACGCUCUUACGAGAUUGAGAGAUUGUUAAAAUCCAUCUCGAUUACUUUUUAAGAAAAGUCAAUUUUGUAUUUUAUUGUUUUCUUUUUUAUAUUUGUAUCUUCAGUACUAAAGUUAUGUACCUCCAUGAUGUGUGUGGUAAUAGAAUGCGUUCAAACUUCCAUUUUAGAUUCCAUGUUAGAAAUAGUGUUAUUUAUUUUUAUUAAUUAGAUAAUCAUACUUUUUUAGAAUUGUCAGAAUAUUUUAAAGUUGAACGUUGUAAAGAAUUCAAGACUCCAAACAACAAUAAUGUCAGACCAACGUUGAUAGAAUAAUUCGAGACUCGAAACACGACUUUACAGUAAAAUGGACCUUAAAACACCCUGAUUUAAAGUUAAUAAUACCACCGAUUUUAAUUUCGCAACAUUUCCGCUUGGAGCCAAUAAACAAACUUGAGUUUUAAAACAAGGCAGUUAAAAUCUAUUUUACUUUAACGCUGAAGUUGUUUCGAUGCUCGAAUUGUAUCAACUUAGGUAGCCUGCUUCUCAGGAUCAUGUGUGCUUAGUAUGAGAUACUAAGCACACAUGAUCCUGAGAAGCAGGCUACUCUGAAACCUACCUUGCUACACGAAUACACACGAGCUCACACAAACUAAAGUUUCGUGUCUAUGGUUGAAAUCUAUGGAGCGCACUUUGACUUUGCUUAGACUUAAGUAUCAGUUAAAACGAGACAGAUUUAUGCCAGCGGUAUAACGCUGUCUCGUUUCAACAGUGUCUUAAGUCUGAGCAAAGUCAAAGUGUGCUCUAUAGAUAUCAGCCUGUUUCUCUUACCCUGUGAUUAUAGUUACCACAUGGUGUAAAAGGCUUCAGUCCACACCAAUUUGUCACAAUGGACAACAGAACUGUCAACUAAGAGUUGUGUAAUUUAUCCCACCAAGUUAAAUUAGUGGGACAAAAUGAACUUAAUAUUUUUAGAUAUUCCACCUUGUCCCACACCAGUAGAACAACGCGGUGAGGCAGAGUAAAAUCUAAAUCACAUGAAAUUAUGGGACAAAAAUCAUCAUUUUGUUUUACAAUCAUUUGAAAAGAGUUUAAUCCUAACUAGUGGAGUAAAUGAAUCCUUUUCGUCGGAAGUCCUCAGAAAAAGCUCUGAUUUGAUGUUUUUUUUUAAUUUUUGUUUUUUAUAUAUUAUUUAAAAUCAUAAAUGUUUUGAAGUAGGGAAAUCACCCUUCCUAAAAUCAUAACCCUUCCUUUUGGUUUUGGCGCAGUCGGGUAAAAAAAAAACGUCAAAAUCGCAACUGUUUCUGAGGACUUCCCAAGAUUGGCUGUUUUACGGCUUUAUGGACUCCAUUAACCAGAGAACAUAGGUACUUGAUUACUAAGCUGCAUUUUUUUAGUAAUUUUUGUAAUCUCUUUCCAUAUAUUCUAAUAUUCUUGAAUUUUUCAGUAAAAACGUACUUCACAUUUCUAACCAUAGGAUGUUAUUGCUAGUAUAAACUCGAUAAAUGAUCAGCCCCUAUGCCUUGAUUGUAAUAAGACACUAAUCUUAUGGAGCCGUAAGUUAUUUAGAUGAAAUAAUUUUGUACAGAGAAAUAAAAGGAUAUAAA
Messenger RNA from Maniola jurtina (meadow brown), 5290 nucleotides. It is a transcript of the gene Usf, whose product is annotated as upstream stimulatory factor 2. Bases 86 to 823 code for a protein of 245 amino acids. NCBI's taxonomy places the organism in Eukaryota, Metazoa, Arthropoda, Insecta, Lepidoptera, Nymphalidae. The record is from RefSeq and is a predicted model, not a curated record. Gene Ontology annotation, molecular function: protein dimerization activity; RNA polymerase II cis-regulatory region sequence-specific DNA binding; DNA-binding transcription factor activity, RNA polymerase II-specific. Gene Ontology annotation, biological process: regulation of transcription by RNA polymerase II. The transcript has 7 exons.